ACUGCAGAAUCUGGAAAACAAGCGGAAGCAGAUAUUUGCACACUUUCUCCAAUGGCGCCGAAUGAGACCAAGUCUUGCCUGGCAUUCUUAGUCAAGUACACGUACAAUGCUACGGAAGGCAAGUGCAUGACCUAUGUUUAUGGCGGCUGUGGCGGCACUGCGAAUCUUUUUGAUAGCGAAGCCCAGUGCAUUGCCGCCUGCCCGAAGAAGGACGCCAUUCUUCAAGAUAGUGUAGACGAAGGUACAGAAAGCAAGGAUUCAAAAGAAGCAUGCAACCAGCCACUUUCCUCGGGUCCUUGUUUUGGGUUCUUCCGAAAGUUUGGUUUCAAUUCGGAAACUGGCAGAUGUGAGUGGUUUGUUUACGGAGGAUGUCAAGGCAAUAACAACAAUUUCAAUUCCGCCAGGAAAUGCCAGGACACUUGUGGAGGUUCAGAGCCUCUAACUGAUUUUCACUGUGAGAAAAAGAAUUGCGAUUGGAACUUGUGGGGACAUUAUCAAGCGAAAAACUGCAAACCCGUCUACGAAAGAGGAGAAUGCUGCCCGACGAGAUUCGAAUGCCCGGAAAAUGCUCCUACAUCUGAGCCCUCAUGCAGGUACAAGGGCAAAACGUACUCAAUUUCAGAACCCAUGCCGGAAGUCACAGAACAUGAACCUUGUCUCGCUUCGUGCUUCUGUAGUGCUGGCUACCCAGAUGCUGGUUCUGCCAAGGUAUACGAUGAA
Notodromas monacha is the source of this 720-nucleotide messenger RNA. Lineage: Eukaryota; Metazoa; Arthropoda; Ostracoda; Podocopida; Cyprididae. The record is from the annotation of a GenBank genome assembly.